UAUUGCUUAGCCUGUUAUCUUUAUUCUUUGGGGAAGUUUCUCGAGCUGCUGGUGAAAGCGGCAUUCCCGAGGGAUCUGCUACAUUGGCAUUUGUAUUUGAUACAACUGGAAGUAUGUAUGACGAUUUAGUUCAAGUUCGUGCUGGCGCUUCUAAGAUCCUGUCGGAGAGCUUGAAACAACGUGUAAAGCCUUUGUAUAACUAUGCAAUUGUUCCCUUCCACGACCCUGAUGUUGGCCCUGCGACCAUCACCACUAACACCACAGUCUUCCAACGUCAACUAGAUGACCUUUAUGUGCAAGGRGGUGGUGACUGUCCGGAGAUGUCGUUAAGUGCUAUUUUACUUGCUCUAGAAAUUAGUUUACCAGGGUCAUAUAUCUAUGUAUUUACUGAUGCCCAGGCAAAAGAUAUGUACCUUUCGGAGAAGGUGCUACAGCUUGUACAGCUUAAACAAAGUCAGGUUCAUUUUGUACUGACUGGCGAUUGUCAUAAUGAGACAACAGAUCCAGGCUUUUCUACAUAUAAACUUAUUGCAGCAGCAAGCACUGGUCAAGUCUUUAAUUUAAGGAAAAAGGACGUAAACCAAGUACUGCGGUUUGCCGAAGAGUUCGUCAGAGCGAACAAAGUAACUCUUCUCUCAGUUGACAUCCCAAAUGGCGGCGCUAGAUCMUUUUCUAUUCCAAUAGACAAAGCACUUGAUAAAGUUACUUUUUCAUUGAGUGGCAAAGGCGCCAAACUCGUCAUCAAGGAUCCUAGCGGAAAAGUCAUUACCACAGCAUCGGGUCUUCAAAAACUUCUCACUUUAAAGUCAGCGGUUAGUGUAGCUGCAAGUGAACCCAAACCUGGUUUAUGGGAUGUCACUGUGAGCAGCGAUGAAGGUUUUGCGCUAAGGAUCACGGGAAUGAGUACGGUGCAUUUUGUUUAUGGUUUUUCUCUCUCCGCUAUCGAUKACAUUAAGAACUUGCUACAGAGACCUGCUGGAGGAUUCAGUAACUUUGGAGUAAUUAGAGUUCAUGGUCUUGUCGAGCCGGGGUCUGUUAGCAAAGCUCAACUGGUUGAUUUACAAGGAAAGGUUUUCCAAGAGGUUUCCUUUAAUCCACGACCAGACGACCAAUAUACGUUUGACUGGAUUAAUUUCCAGGCUCCGCCUGGCUUGUUUUAUAUUCGUCUUGUUGGUACUGAUAUUAAGGGCAAUGUAUUUCAGCGAUGUAGUCCUACAGCAAUAAGUGCCAUUUUACCAGAGGCACCCAAAGCAAAGGCAGACACAGUUCGUGAGAUUCUCUUAGGUGGUCGAGUCACACUCAUCUGCAAAAUAGAUAGUGUUGUUCCAUGUAAAUCUUACUGGCGGAAAGGCCCGCUAACUGUGAGCCCUUCGGUGACUCGUUCCGGUGUCUACAACAUCACUUAUACCAUACCAUCAGCGAGAGAGAAUGACCGAGGAAUGUACACGUGUUACGCUAGUAAUAUUGGAGGGGUUGGCAAGGCUACAACAAGAUUAAAUGUCAAAGUUCCACGACCAGUUGUUAUCGAAAAAGAUGAAGUGCAACUCACUGUAAAAGGUGGAGACACCAUCGUUCUUCGCUGUGCUGCUGACACUAAAUUUCCUGUCACUUUUACAUGGUACAAAAAUGGCCAGGAGAUUUUAGGAGCAUUGCAUGCGCGUCAGAGAGCCAAUGGAUCUUUGUUUCUUGACAUUAGAGGAAGGCAAGACGCAGGGAGAUACCGGUGUAUAGCAAAGAGUGAAGUCGGUCAAAUUGCAAGAACGACCAUACUGAACGUCAAUGAGGUACCGUUUGUAUUUAUUGAUGCCACUACAAAGAACUUCCAGCUUGGUGAGGAAAUCAAGUGCGAAUGUCUGGUCAGAGGAUUUCCUGAGCCCACAGUGACAUGGAAGAAGUUUGGCAAGCGGUUUACUUCAAAUGAUAGGAUCAAGAUUACCAAAGAUCACAUUCUCAUCAUUAAGAAUGCUAAGCCUUCAGAUGCUGGUGUAUACGAAUGUAUCGCAGCCAAUAUUGUUGGACAGAGUAAAGCAGUUGUCAAUCUAAACUACACCGUUCCACCAACGGUUUACGUUGAUCAAGAUGACGUCAUCGUCAAGGAAGGUGACUCUAUCACUUUGGAGUGCCGGGCAAACGCAAAACCAACUCCCACGAUACAGUGGUACAAGGGGCGAUUCGCAGUCGUUCCAUCCAGGAGAAUUGCAACAAGCAGCAGGGGACACUUAGUAAUAAAUGCCGCACAACGAAGUGAUACGGGAUUUUACACAUGUGUUGCAUUAAACAUUGCCGGCUCAGAUUCCGUUAGAGUGUCAUUCAGCGUGCAUGUACCGCCUCAAGUGACAGUUGACAAAAAAGAGGUCUUUGUACUACCCGGCGGUGAUGCCAGAGUACAUUGCCUAGCUUUCGGCAUACCUCCCCCUGUCGUUAUUUGGAACAAGAAGGACAAUGCACUGGGUCGACCGGAUGGUCGUGUCUACGUAAACGACGCAGGAGAGCUGGUGAUUGGUAAAGCUCUAGCAAGUGACGCUGGAUAUUACACUUGCACUGCACGGAGUGCUGGGGGAUCGACAUCUGUAAUCAUUCAGGUUAUUGUUGGAGUUCCACCACGCAUCCUAGCUCCACCUGUUAACCAAGCUGUGAGACUUGGAGAGAAUGUUACUUUUAACUGCUUGACACAUGGUGUACCUCAACCUAAUGUGACCUGGAGCAAAAGCCUCGGAGAGUCCAUUCAUAAAGACCCUCGCUACAGUGUCCCUUCUAGAGGAACACUCCAUAUAAGAGAUGUGAAAGUGAAGGAUGCGGGGAAGUUUGUCUGUGUUGCUGAUAACGAAUUUGGUCGCGUUGAAGUUUCCACGGUGCUAAUGUUGAUUGGACUAAGUCCUCCGACCAUCUCCAAGGAUGUUCAAGAUACAUUAACAGCGAUCUUAGGACAAGACUUCGAGAUUGCCUGUCCCGCGCAAGGCAUACCCAAGCCAGUAAUCACGUGGUCUUUUGAGGGCUUUCCCAUUGACACACAGGAUUCCAAGUUCAAGGUCAAUUUGUCAGGAUCGUUGGUGGUAAAGAAAAUAGGUGAACUGGAUACGGGACUUUAUACCUGUACCGCUGUAAACACAGCAGGCUCAGACAGUCACACUUAUGCUUUGUUUAUACAAGUCCCUGCGUCUAUUACCACGCCACCACGUGACAUCAUUGUAGAUAUCAAUGAUGUCAUCAGUCUGGAAUGCCAAAGUAGUGGUUUACCUCGUCCUAAGAUCAGCUGGCAACUGAACAACAUCACUCUUCCUUUCAACCAAUCACGUCUCACCAUACGUAAAGCCAGUGUGUAUGACAGUGGGAUCUAUCGAUGUAUUGCAACUAAUGACGCUGGGAGCGACACUGCGCAUGCUAUGGUCAGCGUAAGAGGUUCUCCAAAGAUAGUACACGAAGRUAUAGAUACAUUCUCUGGUGGUCCUGGAAAAAGUAUCAUAUUACCUUGUAAAGYGCUAGGAUACCCAAAGCCUUCAAUAUCUUGGUCAAAAAAUAACGUCUUGUUGAUAAUUGAUAAUUCAAAGUACCACCAAUAUCCUUCUGGAAGUCUGAGGGUAAUGAGUUUGGUUCCUAAAGACAUGGGAAUAUACACAUGCAAAGCGAUAAAUCAGGRGGGCUUCGAUACUGUUAAUAUUACGGUACUGGUCAAAGAGUCACCAACUUUUGUCAAAGCCCCUCAAAAUAAAACCGUUCUAGAAGGCAAAAAUGUCUCGCUAGAAUGCGUAACUCGGGGUUUUCCGCCACCAAGGAUUGAAUGGUCACAUAACGGCAAGAUUCUACCCUUUAAUCUUCCGGUGCUGGAGAUCAAAAGUACUGUCAAGAGCAARCAUGAAGGAAACUACACGUGCACGGCCACAAAUCUUGCGGGGACGAUUAAACUGGGAUCUAUCAUACGAGUUCUUUCUCGCGCACCGCCAACUGAAAGACCAACAGAUGACACAAGCGCUCAAGGAUCACCGCCAGUGUUCACAAGUAUUCCAUACGAUGUAAUACUUGAUGCUGGAUCCAGUCUCCUUUGGGACUGUGCAGCCACAGGACGUCCAAMACCAGAAAUACAAUGGACCAGGAAUGGCGUGAUAUUACUGUCUGGAAAUCCAGAUAGACUUACAAUUUUCCCCAACAACAGUUUAUAUAUAACUGAUUUGAGAGCUCAAGACCAGGAUACAUAUCAAUGCCGUGCUAUGAGUGAGCCGCUCGUUGUUGCAGUACAAGCUACUUUGACCGUAAGAGACCGUAGGGUGUGGUCUGAAUGGAGUGAGUGGUCAGCGUGUCUAGUAACCUGUGGGACUGGUAGAAAGAUCAGAACGCGUACUUGCACCAGUCCCUCACCGAAACAUGUAGAUGACGAUUGCCCUGGAUCUAGCGUGGAAAUGCGGUCUUGCAACAAACGUAGUUGUUUGGUUGAUAGAGGGCCAAUUGCUACUAGCGAAAUUAUUGGUCACAUAAAUGACGUCAUGCUACCUAAAGUGACAUUUAAAGCCAACUUUACCCGUCGAAAAUCCAACAUUACUGAGCUAAACUGCAGAGUAGAUGGACUACCAGAUCCUAUCAGAAGCUGGUUCAAGUAUGCAGUUCCAGUCACUGCUCCUGUCUAUUGGGCCGGGAGCAGUGGACAGCCUGGUGCUAAGAACGGACUCGAAAGAACGCRUGGAUUUUUCAAUUUUUCAACGCGCAUCAUUUAUCCAAAUGGUGAAAUGCUUUAUAUUGACCAUACAGGUCAGGGAGUGAACGACAAUGGUGAAUUAGUCAUGGACGUAAGAAUGAAGGGAGGAACGCCAAAGUUUCCCUCAAAAGCACAACCUUCAUUUAGAGAUUUCAAAGACAUGUUCGUGAUWACGGGAAAUGGACAAAUCAGCUCAACUGGACAGCGGUAUUUCACCAUAGAUGGCAAGACUUUUCAGUAUGUAUGUAAUAGCACCGUAAAGUACAAGCCUGCAGCCCAGGUCCCCSACUCCUUCUCCCAAACCGUGGAGGUCAUGGAUGUGGACGUAAACGAGAGGCCUGGGGGAAUAGAGUACGCUGUGAAAACAUAUGUUAAGAGAAGCCCAUUUCCUGAGGAAUGUCCACAGGGAUUGGUUAAAGAUKUGAAGGGAGAAUAUUGUGAAGAUAUGGACGAGUGUUUAUUCAGAGAUACGUGUCAUCACAUAUGUAAAAAUAGCUUUGGUGCAUUCACGUGUCAUUGUCGAGAAGGCUUCGCUCUUCAAAAGGAUACCAAGUCUUGUAAAGACAUCGACGAAUGUUCUYUACCUUCGACCAAAUGUCCACCUGAUCACUACUGUGUCAAUAAAGAAGGAAGUUACCAAUGUCGACGAGACUGCGAUGAUGGGUACUCAAGGUCAGAGAAUGGAAAUUGUGAAGAUAUCGAUGAGUGCGCUUCCUUUAUUGGAAAACCAGUCACAGAAGACCCGUGUUCACAAACAUGUACAAACACAAUAGGCUCAUUUAAAUGUUCUUGCAAAGAAGGUUAUGAAAUGAGAGAUGGUAUAUGUCAAGAUAUUGAUGAAUGCGUUGGUGAGGUUUGUUUUCACGGCUGUAAAAAYUCUAUCGGUGGUUUCGAGUGCCUCUGUUUUGAGGGAUACAAGAUGAAGACGAAAACAAUGUGUGAAGAUAUCGAUGAAUGUCAAGAGAACAAUACAAUAUGUGGCCCUUUACAGUGCUCAAACACAGAUGGUUCUUACAGCUGUCGAGCAGCGUGCCGUAAAGGUUACCAGAGAACACUACAGGGAACCUGYGAAGAUCAUAACGAGUGCAUAGAUGGCAGUCAUACUUGUCAGUUUAACCAGCUUUGCAUGAAUACUAUUGGUAGCUUUUAUUGCGAGUGUCCUCGUGGAUAUAAAACUAAAAGAGUCGACGGGCCUUGUGAAGAUCAAAACGAGUGUCAACAGUUUCCCGGUAUAUGCCAAUAUAAAUGUGUCAAUACAAGAGGCAGUUACAAAUGUGUUUGUCCACCUGGUGGAUAUCUUAAAGCAGACGGCCGGUCCUGUUCAGGUGUGGAUGGUUGUGCUCUUCAAAACCUUCAAUGUGGCCAGGGAUGUAUCUUAACCCGGUCUGGCUAUCGAUGUGCUUGUUUUAAGGGAUAUCGACUACACGAAGAUAAGAAAGGCUGUGUAGAUAAAAAUGAAUGCCUUUUCAAUGAAACCAAUAACUGUCAGUUUGAAUGCUUCAAUACGAUGGGAAGUUACAAAUGUAGAUGUCCAACGGGUUAUUCACUCAGUGUAGACGGCAAAASGUGCAAUGAUAUUGAUGAAUGCGCACUGAAUCCCGGAAUAUGCAGUAACCAAAAUGACAGAUGUAUGAAUACCCAAGGCUCGUAUCGGUGUGUAAAGACGGAUUGUCCUGACAACUACAACGUGCUGGGACCAGGAUAUUGCCUUCAACCUUGUGCCACAGGUCGACUUUGCGUUCCUCAAGCUCUGCGUUACUACACUGUAAAACUAUCACUCGGUGUGGCCGUCAACCAAGACCUGCUUCACCUCAUUCCGUAUUAUCCACCAUACUUACGAUCUGGACUUCUUAUUUGUGAAUUCAAGUACUAUUUUCCUGAUAAGUCUGCACCGUUUGGUAUUAAACAGAUUGGAAACCAGGCAGUUAUCUUCACAGUUAGGCCAGUAUGGAGAUCAGGGAUGCAUCGACUGAAUGUUAAGGCUGAUAUCAAAAAUCAAGAUGGCUCACUAGCUUGUGUAACGGACUUUGUUGUAUAUAUCGAUGUAGCUAAAUAUUUAUUUUAAGCUCCGUGGGGAUGAAUAUAUAAAGACSUUUUAAAAAAAAUAAAACAUUAAAGCCCAGAGAAUUUGUUCUACCAUCGA
Molecule: messenger RNA, 6830 nt
Organism: Exaiptasia diaphana
Lineage: Eukaryota; Metazoa; Cnidaria; Anthozoa; Actiniaria; Aiptasiidae
Product: hemicentin-1
Molecular function (GO): calcium ion binding
Source: RefSeq, a predicted model, not a curated record